UACGCUUUGUAUAAAUCUGUGCGAAUUAUGUUUGGUUGUAUUUUGUUGUUUCAAAGUGAACCGCGUGGAAACGGACAAGAAGUAGUACGAAGUGACGUUGUUUGACGCUCGGUAGCGUUAGCCAAGUGUGCGACAGGUUAUUUGUCUCAACACAGCAGAAGCAGCCAUGACAUCUAUUGCCACCAAAUUGGGUUUCAAAUCGAGCAGCUCGUCCUCCAAGGCUGAGCUGGAGCUGGAGAGGGUCCGGAAGGAAAAUGCUCACCUCCGGAAAAAGAUGGACGAACUGGCCAAACGACAUAUCAAGCCACCCGACUCGGACAAAAGCAAGCUCCUAGAGAGGAUUCUGUCCCUGGAGACGCUGCGAGAGAGGAACAAUCAGCAGCUGCUGGUUAAAGAGCAGGAACUAGAAACACUGAGACAGCAGCUGUCAGCUAGAGGAGGGGAGGUGGUGGCAUCACUGCAGGCCCAGUUGGAGCAGCGGAAGAAGGAGGCAGAGCAGAGAGAUGGGUUGUUCCAGAGCCUCUCGCAGGAGACGGAGAACCUGAAAAACAAGCUGACUACUGUUUCUGCUCGUUGCCAGGCCUUGGAAGCACAGGCUGCGAAUGGUGGUCAGGUACCUCCUGCAGACUUGGCGGUGGUCCAGGAUCAGCUAAGAGAUGCUCUUGAGAAGAACCAGCAGUGGCUGGUGUACGAUCAGCAGAGAGAGAGCUACGUCCAGGCCAUCCUGGCCCGCACACUGGAGCUGGAACAGCAGCUGGCCCAGGCCAACCAGGCACUGCAGCAGCAACCAAAACAAUCCUCAGAUGCUGCAGCCCCAUUUCCGUCAGCAGUUCCACAGAAGAGUGCUGCUCAACUUCAGGAGAAGUACGACCAGCUGCUGUUGGGGGUACAGAAAGACCUGGAGAGCCAAAGAGAUCAGGCUGUCAAGGCCCAACAGGAGCUUCAAGUGCAGAAGGAACAGACAUCCAGGGCCGAGGCUGAGCUGCACUCUGAGAAGGAGUGGGUCAUCAGGCUCCAGGACGAGAUGGCAGCACUGCAGAGGAAGCAUGAGGACAGAUGCAGGGAGCUACUGUCUCUCCAGAGGAGGUAUGAGGACAAGAGUAUGGAGGUGGAGGAGGCAAAGGAGCAGCUGCAGGCAGAGCGAGCCAACAACAGACAUGUGGUGCGUGAGGAGAGGAAGGUGUCGUCUGAGCGAGGAGACAGGAUGAGAGUGGAACUCGAUAGCAUGAAUGUCAGACUGGAGGAGGAGAGGAAAAGAUCUGCUGAGCUUCUCCUGCAGGUGAAUCUGCUCCAGAAGUCUCUGCUAAAUCAAAACGAGGAGCAGAGGAGAAUAGCAGCAAUGGAGCAACAGAUCCAACUUUCUGCCAAGGACUUUGAGAAUGAGAAGAUUGAUCGUCAGAGCAUGCAACACCAAUUGCAUAAGGUGUUGAAGGAGCUUCGCAAGGCCCGUGAUCAGAUUGCAAGACUGGAGUCUGCUAAACAGUCAAACACUCGCUUCUCAGAGCCCAGCUCCUUCAAUGACCUGGAGCGGCUCACUAUCAGGGACCCUCCUGGACCCACAUCCCCCUCCAAAGUUGCCAACCUCUUGGAUGAGAGCUUCCUGGAAUGCCCAAAGUGCCGCGCCCCCUACCCGACCAGCCAGCACAGAGAGCUGCUGGCUCACAUUGACUACUGCUUCGCCUGAGCUGGAUGAGGUUUUUAGAUCAUCGGCUUCUUUUUUUUUUUUUUCUUUCCUACAAAAACACUCCAUCCAAGUUCUACCUUUUGCAUAACAUUCUUCUGCAUGUGUAAACAUGAUUAUACAUGGGCAGUGUUUUAAAGCAAUGGAAAUCAGCAAUGUUGACCUCCAAGAAGGAAUGGGCCCUUUGCUGUUUUUAUAAUACAUUGAGGUAUAAAUAGAAGUAUUUAAAGGACAAAAGCAUUGUGGGGAAAAUUAACCUCAGGGGAUGUUUAUAUUUUUAGCUUUUUGUGUUCCUGAUCUAUCAUGAUUGUUGAUAAAACUGUCUGUCCAAGUUGGCUAUCAUGUGGUGUUUAUUAUGUCCCUAAUGUCCCUAAUAUGUCUGCCCUGACUUUGCAAGCCUGCAGUCCUGUAAGGCUGGAAUGAGAUUGCAUGAGUUAAAUCCUUGUAUUAAACUAUUUAAGGAAGGGGAUUAGUGAAGGUCCUCUUUGGUAGGGGAAAAGGGGUUAAGGUGCAUUUAUUCCUGCCGACCUGGCAAUGUGACUAGAUUGACUUAGCAGGACACACAGUUGCCAGAGACACUGCCAUUACUGUUGUUUUCAUACAUUAUUGAUGUUUGGUUUUGACUCAGCCUACCUGUCUUUUUAAAGCAAAAUAUCUCUGUUGAAUAUUUUUAUAUCAAAUAUUUGUGUAUUUUAAAUGUUUUAUUAUCAAUUGGAUAUACAUAAGGGUGACCUACUGACAUUUUGGUUUGUGUGUUUGAUCUUUUCUUCUUAUUAUUAUUAUUCUGAGCGCGCUCCAAAGUUGUUUUGCUGUCCACUGUACUGUACAAAAAUGUGCAAUAAAGACGUAAAUGUCCUGUCCUCACA
Molecule: messenger RNA, 2547 nt
Organism: Myripristis murdjan (pinecone soldierfish)
Lineage: Eukaryota; Metazoa; Chordata; Actinopteri; Holocentriformes; Holocentridae
Gene: cep55l
Product: centrosomal protein 55 like
Exons: 12
Coding region: 167-1684 (505 amino acids)
Biological process (GO): mitotic cytokinesis; establishment of protein localization; regulation of phosphatidylinositol 3-kinase/protein kinase B signal transduction
Cellular component (GO): midbody
Source: RefSeq, a predicted model, not a curated record